AGAUGUUUUUUUAAUAAGCACGCUAUAGGGGAGAGGUUUGCGCUCUAGAACCGAGAAAAAAAUAUUUAUGAUCAUGUAGACUGUACUGCUAAUUCCCCACUGCUCAAAUUUGAGAGGUCAUUAGAAGAUGGAGAAUAACAAGGCGAAGGCAGGAUCGCGUUCCAUCUUUGAUCUGCCACCGGAUUAUUUCGACUUUGCCUCUGUAAGCAAUUCACAUUCGACCUCCUCAAAGGUCUUGGAUCUCUCCUCACUCUCCUCUGCACGCCGCCAUGAAGAAGAAGAAAAAGAAGAUGAAACAACCAUGCGAAACGGAUGGAGUUGCAAUACUUGUGCAGCUCACUUCUCAUCUCUCCAACAACAGCGCUCCCAUUUCAAAUCAGAUUUCCAUCGUUUCAAUGUAAAAUGGCGAAUGAAGGGAAGAGAUCCUAUCAAGGAAGUGGAAUUCGAGGAAGUUGCACAAGAAAUGCUUCUGAAAGAGGGUGACGUUUCUAGCAUUUCUGGAUCUGACGAAGACUCAGAUGAGCUGAUAAAUACUGAGUCUGGGAAUGGAAUUGCGACUAUGAAGAACCAGAUUUCAAUAUCUCUACAAUCAGGAGAAAUUGUUUUGCUUUGGAGGAGUUUGUGUAUAGGUGACAGAGAGGAUGUAGUUGAAGACAGGAGUUCUAUGGUUAAGGACGAUGAUGCUAAAAGUUUGCAUGUAACUGAUGAGGAGCUCGUUAAGAGGUUGCAGUCUUUGGUUCAAGAAUCCAGAGAUAGGAAAAACUUAAGGGUUGUAUUGCUUGCAAGUGGGGGGCAUUUUGCUGGUUGUGUUUUUGAUGGAAAUAAUAUUGUUGCUCAUAAAACAUACCACAGGUAUGUAGUGAGGGCAAAGGCAGGCGGAAGACAGUCUACUAAAGAUUCAACUGGGAGAGCACCAAAGUCUGGAGGGGCUUCCCUUCGGCGUUACAAUGAAAUGGCCUUGAAAAAGGAAAUUCUAGAGUUGCUUGCUGCUUGGAAAUGUUACUUGGACUUAGCAUUGUGCAUAUAUAUUUAUGCUCCUUCAAGCAAUGGACAGAUCUUUUUCACUGGUGAAAAUCCACCUUUGAGUUACCGUGAUAUUCGUGUUAGACGCAUACCAUUCACCACACGCAGGCCAACUCUGAAAGAAGCAAACAGGAUUUACAGUCAACUGACAUGUGUACACUUUACUGAAAGAGCAGAGAUGCAGGUUCCCAACCAACUAGAAGAACCAGCUACAAGCUCAGAUAGAGAGAAAGGGAAUAACAAAGUGGUAACUGAAAUCAAAAUGAAAAACAAGAACAAAAUAGAAAAGGAAAUAAUUCCUGAAGUUUCUUCUGAGUUGGAACAUCUGGAUGGUUUAUGCAUUUCUGAUGUUAGUAAUAUCAGCAAUACAACAAUGGUAAACCAGUCAACCCCUCUCCACGAAGCAGCAAAGUCUGGCAACACAUCACAUGUUCUUGAGUUGCUGGAGCAAGGCAGCGACCCUUGCGCUAAAGAUGAGAGAGGUCGGACACCAUAUUUAUUGGCAGAAGACAAGGAUACAAGAAAUGUAUUUCGGCGUUUCAUGGCUGCAUAUCCUGAUAAGUGGGAUUGGCAUGUGGCCAAUGUGCCAAGUCCACUGACAGCAGAAAUUGAAGCUGCCCAAGCAGCAAAGCAGGCAGAGAAAGAUGCCAAGAAGAAAGCCAAAGCAAAGGAGAUGAAGAAAUUGCGUAAAGAAAAAGAGAAGGCACAGGAAAAAUCACUUAAUGAACAAGCAGCUUCUGCAAUUGUGCAUUAUGGACAGGAUGGCGUCUCCUACCUUAUUCAGAAAGGAAAGGCACUGCCCAACAUGAAUUCACAGGCAUUUCAAGAGGAAUUAUUGAAGGCACAAGCCUUAGAGAGAGAAAAACGAGCUGCAGCUGCUAUGAAGAGAUUUUCAGUGCUUGGCAACAACUCUGGAAAUACUGCUUCUGCACUACCAAACAGUGUAGAAACUAGGGAUGUGAGUUGUGAUCUUCGGUGCUCAUGCUGUACAAUCUCGCUGGCCGGAAAAGUACCUUUCCAUAGAUACAACUAUAAAUAUUGUAGCACGUCAUGUAUGCAUGUCCAUAGAGAAACGCUUGAGGAUGGAUAGAUGGUUGUGGGUUUUCUAUUUAUUCCAGGUGUAUUGAUGAUGCAUAUAUUUUUUGUUGCACUCCAUGUUUUGCAGUUCAAACUUCAUAUGUUGAUGAAAGAUCAAUUCAAUGUGAUUUUGAGAAUGCUGAUUUGAGAAGGGGCCAUCAUUCAUAACGAAAUUACAAUCAUGCAUUUCUUGCUGAUUAGAAUAGUUUAACAUGUGUCAAUAUAUAAUCUGAUCCUUUCUUA
Cryptomeria japonica (Japanese cedar) is the source of this 2343-nucleotide messenger RNA. RefSeq lists its product as uncharacterized. Gene Ontology annotation, molecular function: protein binding. The record is from RefSeq and is a predicted model, not a curated record. Lineage: Eukaryota; Viridiplantae; Streptophyta; Pinopsida; Cupressales; Cupressaceae. Bases 128 to 2113 code for a protein of 661 amino acids. The transcript has 7 exons.